UGGCCGCGCUGACGUGCGGCUCUGCGCACAAUCGGCGUGAGGUUGUGCGUGAUGCGAGAGUGUUGUGGCCGCAGCUCCCGCACAGCGCAGUCCGUCUACAACCCUCCCCCGGCACAACUGCACACAGCAUGACCUCUCAAAGGUGAACGUGGAGGACUCGCUCGGAUCCCUCCUCGCUUGCAGACACAGCCGCACCCGGGGAAGCCGAGCUGCAUUGGCCGCCAGGCAGGACUAAUUACAAGAACAAGUAUGUAAGAAAGAAGAUGUCAGCAGUACAAAACAGAAAGGAAGACAAACAGCCGCAUAGAACCAACCUCUACUUUGAUAUUCCAUCGACACCAUGGCCUAUCGUUUAUUCUCCUGAUUAUAAUAUCACAUUCUUGGGAUUGGAAAAACUUCAUCCUUUCGAUUCGGGAAAAUGGGGGAAAAUUGUCAACUUUCUAAAAGAAGAGAAGAUGAUAAAUGAUGAAACCAUCGUCAGAGCCCGUGAAGCACAGGAGGAUGAUCUAUUAGUUGUACAUUCAAAGCGGUACCUCAAUAAACUUAAGUGGUCAUUCAUAGUUGCCACUAUUACUGAGAUAAUGCCUGUGGCUUUCCUGCCUAAUUUUAUCAUCCAACGAAAAGUACUAAGACCAUUCAGGACACAGACGGGUGGAACAAUAAUGGCUGGGAAGCUUGCUAUUGAACGAGGAUGGGCAAUCAAUCUUGGUGGAGGCUUCCAUCAUUGCUCAAGUGACCAAGGAGGGGGGUUUUGUGCUUAUGCUGACAUAACAUUGGCAAUUAAGUUUUUGUUUGAGAGAGUGGAAGGCGUCUCGAAGGCAAUGAUCAUUGAUUUAGAUGCACACCAGGGAAAUGGACAUGAGAGAGAUUUUAUGGAUGACAACAGAGUCUAUAUUAUGGAUGCUUUUAAUAGAUACAUCUACCCGGGGGAUGGAUAUGCCAAGCGAGCCAUCAAGUGGAAAAUUGAACUAGAAUGGGACACAGAGGAUUCAGAGUAUCUGGCGAAAGUGGAAGCACAUGUGGCAAAAGCAUUGCAUGAAGUCACUCCAGACAUCAUUGUGUACAAUGCAGGCACAGACAUCUUAGAUGGUGAUCAAUUGGGAGGUUUGGCUGUCUCUCCUCAGGGAAUUAUUAAAAGAGAUGAAGUAAUUUUUAAGGCAGCCCGCAUUCAUAAGAUACCCAUCCUGAUGGUGACAUCUGGAGGUUACCAAAGGUCUACAGCUCGGAUCAUAGCUGAUUCUAUUCUUAACUUGCACCAUUUGCAUCUCAUUGACCAGAGACUGAUUUAGAAGAAUUGGAUGAGUGAUACCUUGGCAUUUUUGUAAUAUGGAAGCCUUUAUCAGCUACAAUACCACCACUGUUAAUGUAAAAAAAUAACUUUAGUUU
Amblyraja radiata (thorny skate) is the source of this 1386-nucleotide messenger RNA. It is a transcript of the gene hdac11, whose product is annotated as histone deacetylase 11. Gene Ontology annotation, biological process: epigenetic regulation of gene expression. The transcript has 11 exons. The coding region runs from base 264 to 1289 and encodes 341 amino acids. The record is from RefSeq and is a predicted model, not a curated record. NCBI's taxonomy places the organism in Eukaryota, Metazoa, Chordata, Chondrichthyes, Rajiformes, Rajidae. Gene Ontology annotation, molecular function: histone deacetylase activity. Gene Ontology annotation, cellular component: histone deacetylase complex.